Molecule: messenger RNA, 1939 nt
Organism: Peromyscus eremicus (cactus mouse)
Lineage: Eukaryota; Metazoa; Chordata; Mammalia; Rodentia; Cricetidae
Gene: Irf2
Product: interferon regulatory factor 2
Exons: 9
Coding region: 183-1232 (349 amino acids)
Biological process (GO): regulation of transcription by RNA polymerase II; immune system process
Cellular component (GO): nucleus
Molecular function (GO): RNA polymerase II cis-regulatory region sequence-specific DNA binding; DNA-binding transcription factor activity, RNA polymerase II-specific
Source: RefSeq, a predicted model, not a curated record
UUCCUCUCCUUGUUUUGCUUUCGAUCUGGACUGUUCUCAGGCAAGCUGGGGAGUAACUUUUAGUUUUGCUCCUGCGAUUAUUCAACUGACGGGCUUUCAUUUCCAUUUUACACACCCUAACAACACUCACACCUUGCGGGAUUGUAUUGGUAGCGUGAAAAAAAGCACACUGAGAGAGUACCAUGCCGGUGGAAAGGAUGCGGAUGCGCCCAUGGCUGGAGGAACAGAUAAAUUCAAAUACGAUACCAGGGCUAAAGUGGCUGAACAAGGAAAAGAAGAUUUUCCAGAUCCCUUGGAUGCAUGCAGCUAGACAUGGGUGGGAUGUGGAGAAGGAUGCCCCACUCUUCAGAAACUGGGCGAUCCAUACAGGAAAGCAUCAACCAGGAGUAGAUAAACCUGAUCCAAAAACAUGGAAAGCGAAUUUUCGGUGUGCCAUGAAUUCCUUGCCUGAUAUCGAAGAAGUGAAAGACAGAAGUAUAAAGAAAGGGAACAAUGCCUUCAGAGUGUACCGGAUGCUGCCCUUAUCCGAGCGCCCUUCUAAAAAAGGAAAGAAACCAAAGACGGAAAAAGAGGAGCGAGUUAAGCACAUCAAGCAAGAACCAGUUGAGUCAUCUUUGGGGCUUAGUAAUGGAGUAAGUGACCUUUCUCCUGAGUAUGCGGUCCUGACCUCAGCUAUAAAAAAUGAAGUGGAUAGUACGGUGAACAUCAUAGUUGUAGGACAAUCCCAUCUGGACAGCAACAUUGAAGAUCAAGAGAUUGUCACUAAUCCACCAGACAUUUGCCAAGUUGUGGAAGUGACCACUGAGAGUGAUGACCAGCCAGUCAGCAUGAGCGAGCUCUACCCUCUACAGAUUUCUCCUGUGUCUUCCUACGCAGAAAGUGAAACUACCGACAGCGUGCCUAGUGAUGAGGAGAAUGCAGAGGGGAAACCACACUGGCGGAAGAGGAACAUUGAAGGCAAACAGUACCUUAGCAACAUGGGGACACGGAGCACCUACUUGCUGCCCAGCAUGGCGACCUUUGUCACUUCCAGCAAGCCAGAUCUGCAGGUCACCAUCAAAGAAGAGAGCUGUCCAAUGCCUUACAACAGCUCCUGGCCCCCGUUUACAGACAUCUCUCUCCCUGCCCCAGUGACCCCCACACCCAGCAGCAGCCGGCCGGACAGGGAGACCCGGGCCAGCGUCAUCAAGAAGACCUCUGAUAUCACCCAGGCCCGUGUCAAGAGCUGUUAAGCCUUUGACUCUCUCUGGUGGUUGUUGGGAUUUCUUAGCUUUGUGUUGUUAUUUGUUUGUAUUUUAUUUUUCUCUCUGAUACCUAUCUUAGACAAAUCUAAGGGAAAAAGCCUUGUCAAUAGAAUAUUGAUUGCUGUGUCCAACUCCAGGGCUGGGGCUUCUUUCUAAACUCAGGACUCCAGCCCCUUGGUAGAUGCAUAUCUCUAGAACCUGCUGGAUCUCCCAAGGCUACUCCCUCAAGUUCAUGGACCAACAGCCACACGGGCAGUGGAGGUGCUGCGUUGCCUACGGUCAAGGCCAGCAUGGUGGAGUGGAUGCCUCAGAACGGACGAGAAAAUGUGAACUAGCUGGAAUUUUUUUAUUCUUGUGAAUAUGUACAUAGGGCAGUACUAGCCACGUUGCAGUCUGCUUCUGCACCUUAUCUUGAAGCACUUACAAUAGGCCUUCUUGUGAUCUUGCUCUUCUUCACAGCACACUCGGAGUCCCCUCUGUGCCCAUUACCCCACGACCCACCCUUCACCAGCCCAUCCAAUCCCAGCCCACUAACCAACCCCCCCCAACCCAUCCAAUCCCAGCCCACUAAUGAACCUCCCAACCCAUCCAAUCCCAGCCUACUAACCAACCCCCAACCCAUCAAAUCCCAGCCCACUACCCAUCCAAUCCCAGCCCACUACCCAUCUUCUCCCUCCCCAACCCAUCCAAUCCCA